Messenger RNA from Purpureocillium lilacinum, 381 nucleotides. The record is from RefSeq and is a predicted model, not a curated record. NCBI's taxonomy places the organism in Eukaryota, Fungi, Ascomycota, Sordariomycetes, Hypocreales, Ophiocordycipitaceae.
AUGGACGGCGACUGGCUGUCGCUCCCCAAGCCCAAGGCGCUGCUGCACGAGCUUGAGGCCGAGUUGCUGGCAUACUCGCCCGAGGAGCUGGUGCGCAUCGCCAACGAGCAGCGACGACUGGAAGCGGCCAUGGGGUACGUCAAGACCAAGUCGGUGCCCGGGCGAGCAGACGCAGCUGGUGGUGGAGCCGCGCGCGAGGGCGCCAACUUCGUGCGCGAGCACCAGUGCAACUGCUUUGUCGGCGCGCCGCAGCUGUUUGAGCCAGUGCUGCGGCAAGGGAAGAUGACGACCAGGCCUGCCACCCACUCCCAGGCAGCGGAAUGCUCUACCAGCGAAUCCCCCACCCUCAAAGCUCCUGUCCCAGCGUACUCUCCGACCUAG